Molecule: messenger RNA, 2552 nt
Organism: Vigna umbellata (rice bean)
Lineage: Eukaryota; Viridiplantae; Streptophyta; Magnoliopsida; Fabales; Fabaceae
Source: RefSeq, a predicted model, not a curated record
UUCGAUGCAGUAAUUGAUGUAAGCAUAAUUUCAUAUCGAUAUCAGUACGCAGAUUUCACUCAGCCAUACACUGAUCCAGGAGUGGUGAUGGUAGUUCCCCUUAAAUCAAAAGUGGAUCAUAGAGCUUGGUUAUUUAUGAAACCUUUUACGAAGACUAUGUGGGUUCUAAUACUGGCCAUGGUUAUCUACAAUGGCUUCAUUCUUUGGAUGUUGGAAAGACGCCACAGUCCUGAAAUUACAGGUUCCAUGCUGAAUCAAACUGGGACCAUGGCUUGGUUGGGAUUAACCCCUCUAAUGAAGUUAGAUGGUAAUUUUAAUUUAAGAUUCUAUGUUCUUGUAUGCCAUCAUUUAUCUCAUUGUUGAAUACUUAGUUAAUUCUAAUUCGGCUCAUUUGACUGAACAUAGGAGACAAGCUACAUAGCAAUUUAUCAAAGAUAGUUAUGGUGGUUUGGUUGUUUGUGGCACUUAUCAUAACACAGACUUACACAGCUAACCUUGCCAGCAUGCUAACUGCUGAACGGCUUGAACCAACUGUAGAUAAUAUUGAUCGGCUACGGAAUAGCUACAUCAGGGUUGGAUACAGUUCAGGAUCCUUUGUGAGACAUUAUGUGGAGACAGUGUUGAAGUUCCACCCUGAAAACAUGAGGAACUAUGGAGAACUUGAAGAAUAUGCUGAAGCUUUCAGAAGAAAAGAAAUAGGAGUUGCCUUUCUGGAAGUUCCUGCAGCCAAAAUUUUCCUAGCAAAGUACUGUAAAGAGUUUAUUCAAGCCGGGCCUUUGUACAAAGUUGGAGGAGUUGGAUUUGCAUUUCCAAGGGGGUCUCCAUUGAUUCCUCACGUAAACAAAGCACUUCUAGAUUUAGUAGAAACCGGCAAGGUAAGUGAAUUAGAGAACAAAAUGCUUGGAUCAGAGGAAUGUGAAGACACAAAAGUAAAUGGAGAAACUGCAAGUCUUAGCCCAAAUAGCUUCUGGGUCCUCUUCAUAUUGACAGGAGGCACAUCAACAUUUUCUCUCUUGGUUUAUGUUUUCUGUAUGAAUUAUGCAAACAGUGAAGAGAAAACAAUCUGGGGAUUAACCACAAUGAUCAUUCAACAAUGUAACCAUGCAAAGAGAAGAAUGUCAGGAAAAGUAAGUGAUGUUGCAGAAAGCCCUACGACCUCUUCAACCACACAUAAUUUCGAUGCAGUAAUUGAUGUAAGCAUAAUUUCAUAUCGAUAUCAGUACGCAGAUUUCACUCAGCCAUACACUGAUCCAGGAGUGGUGAUGGUAGUUCCCCUUAAAUCAAAUGUGGAUCAUAGAGUUUGGUUAUUUAUGAAACCUUUUACUAAUACUAUGUGGUUUUUAAUACUGGCCAUGGUUAUCUACAAUGGCUUCAUUCUUUGGAUGUUGGAAAGACGCCACAGUCCUGAAAUUACAGGUUCCAUGCUGAAUCAAACUGGGACCAUGGCUUGGUUGAAUUUCGAUGCAGUAAUUGAUGUAAGCAUAAUUUCAUAUCGAUAUCAGUACGCAGAUUUCACUCAGCCAUACACUGAUCCAGGAGUGGUGAUGGUAGUUCCCCUUAAAUCAAAAGUGGAUCAUAGAGCUUGGUUAUUUAUGAAACCUUUUACGAAGACUAUGUGGGUUCUAAUACUGGCCAUGGUUAUCUACAAUGGCUUCAUUCUUUGGAUGUUGGAAAGACGCCACAGUCCUGAAAUUACAGGUUCCAUGCUGAAUCAAACUGGGACCAUGGCUUGGUUGGGAUUAACCCCUCUAAUGAAGUUAGAUGGAGACAAGCUACAUAGCAAUUUAUCAAAGAUAGUUAUGGUGGUUUGGUUGUUUGUGGCACUUAUCAUAACACAGACUUACACAGCUAACCUUGCCAGCAUGCUAACUGCUGAACGGCUUGAACCAACUGUAGAUAAUAUUGAUCGGCUACGGAAUAGCUACAUCAGGGUUGGAUACAGUUCAGGAUCCUUUGUGAGACAUUAUGUGGAGACAGUGUUGAAGUUCCACCCUGAAAACAUGAGGAACUACGGAGAACUUGAAGAGUUUGCUGAAGCUUUCAGAAGAAAAGAAAUAGGAGUUGCCUUUCUGGAAGCUCCUGCAGCCAAAUUUUUCGUAGCAAAGUACUGUAAAGAGUUUAUUCAAGCCGGGCCUUUGUACAAAGUUGGAGGAGUUGGAUUUGCAUUUCCAAGGGGGUCUCCAUUGAUUCCUCACGUAAACAAAGCACUUCUAGAUUUAGUAGAAACCGGCAAGGUAAGUGAAUUAGAGAACAAAAUGCUUGGAUCAGAGGAAUGUGAAGACACAAAAGUAAAUGGAGAAACUGCAAGUCUUAGCCCAAAUAGCUUCUGGGUCCUCUUCAUAUUGACAGGAGGCACAUCAACAUUUUCUCUCUUGGUUUAUGUUUUCUGUAUGAAUUAUGCAAACAGUGAAGAGAAAACAAUCUGGGGAUUAACCACAAUGAUCAUUCAACAAUGUAACCAUGCAAAGAGAAGAAUGUCAGGAAAAGUAAGUGAUGUUGCAGAAAGCCCUACGACCUCUUCAACCACACAUGUUACACCAACUCAAGUUUAA